UGUCAGAGGGAUGGCCCACAGCCCUCCCAGCUGCAGGUGCCCAGGGCCAGGCCUGGCCAAGACUUGUGCCAGCCCGCCAUGGCUCACCUGGGCCCCAGGUAUGUGGGCCUCUGGGACUUCCAGGCCCGGACGGAGGAGGAGCUGAGCUUCCGGGCAGGGGACCUCUUCCACGUGGUCAGAAAGGAGGAGCAGUGGUGGUGGGCCACGCUGCUAGACGCGGUGGGCGGGGCCCUGGCUCAGGGCUACGUGCCUCACAACUACCUGGCUGAAGAGGACACUGUGGAGUCUGAGCCCUGGGCGUUCGGCCACAUCUCCCGCUCGGAAGCCAUGCACCGACUGCAGGCCGAGGGCAACGCCACCGGGGCCUUCCUGGUCAGAGCCAGCGAGAAGCCAGGGGCAGACUAUGUCCUCUCAGUGCGGGAUGCUCAGGCCGUUCGGCACUACAAGAUCUGGCGGGGCCCGGGAGGCCGGCUGCACCUGAACCAGGCGGUAUCCUUUCCCAGCCUGCCGGAGCUCCUGGACUACCACCGGGCCCAGAGCCUGUCCCCCGGCCUCCGGCUGACAGUGCCCUGCUGGAAGCAUGAGCCAGAGCCCCUGCCCCACUGGGACGACUGGGAGAGGCCGCGGGAGGAGUUCAGGCUCUGCAGGAAGCUGGGGUCUGGCUACUUCGGCGAGGUCUUUGAAGGGCUCUGGAAAGACCAAGUGCGAGUGGCCAUUAAGGUGCUCUCCCGAGACAACCUUCUGCACCAGCACGCGUUCCAGUCGGAGAUCCAGGCCAUGAAGCAGCUUCGGCACAGGCACAUCUUGGCGUUGUACGCCGUGGCGUCUGUGGGCGACCCCGUGUACAUCAUCACAGAACUCAUGCCCAAGGGGAGCCUGCUGGGGCUGCUGCGGGACUCUGCUGAGAAGGACCUGCCCGUUUCAGAGCUGGUGGACAUCGCGUCCCAGGUGGCCGAAGGCAUGUCCUACCUGGAGUCACAGAACUACAUCCACCGAGACCUGGCGGCCAGGAACAUCCUCGUGGGCGAGAACAACAUCUGCAAAGUCGGGGACUUCGGAUUAGCCAGACUCAUCAAGGAGGACACCUACCUUUCCCACAACCACAACGUCCCCUACAAGUGGACGGCCCCCGAGGCACUGGCCCGCGGGCUCUACUCCACCAAGUCUGACGUCUGGUCCUUUGGGGUCCUGCUCCACGAGAUUUUCAGCAGGGGCCAGGUGCCCUACCCAGGCAUGUCCAAUCACGAGGCCUUCCUGAGGGUGGAAGCCGGCUACCGCAUGCCCUGCCCCCCACAGUGCCCGCCCCACGUGCACAGACUGAUGCUCUCCUGCUGGCACGGCGACCCUGGGCACAGGCCGUGCUUCCGCGCCUUGCGGGAGCAGCUCUCCAGCCUCAGCAGGUACGAGAACCCGCUCUGAGCCACGGAGCAGGGCAACGUGCCCUCUUGAGGCUCACUGAGGCGACGGGCAGGACACAAGUGCCUUGGGAACUGAGGACGCAGCGCAGGCAGGGAAGCCGUUCCCGCUCUCCCCGGAAGACGUUGUGUGACAGGUGUCCUGCCCUGUGCAGAGGGACGGAAGGACCUGGACAGAUGGGUCUUGCAGGUCCCAGCACGAGGUCACCUUCGGGCUUCAUGCCCCUCCACGGGGCCAUCUGCACAACACAGAUCUCCCUGCUCCUCUGGGGCUCAGUGAUGGCUCGCCAGCUGUGCCACACACCAGUUAUUAAACAGACUCUC
Molecule: messenger RNA, 1739 nt
Organism: Tupaia belangeri chinensis (Chinese tree shrew)
Lineage: Eukaryota; Metazoa; Chordata; Mammalia; Scandentia; Tupaiidae
Product: protein-tyrosine kinase 6
Exons: 9
Coding region: 79-1419 (446 amino acids)
Biological process (GO): protein phosphorylation
Molecular function (GO): ATP binding; protein tyrosine kinase activity; protein binding
Source: RefSeq, a predicted model, not a curated record